Acanthaster planci (crown-of-thorns starfish) is the source of this 3207-nucleotide messenger RNA. It is a transcript of the gene fech, whose product is annotated as ferrochelatase. Gene Ontology annotation, biological process: heme biosynthetic process. Lineage: Eukaryota; Metazoa; Echinodermata; Asteroidea; Valvatida; Acanthasteridae. The record is from RefSeq and is a predicted model, not a curated record. Gene Ontology annotation, molecular function: protoporphyrin ferrochelatase activity. Gene Ontology annotation, cellular component: mitochondrion.
AGGGCGCUGUUUAAUUUACAGCGGUGGUGGGCAGGUUUCGAAAAUAACAGAUGUGAUUCGAGAACCGAAGAGUCGGAAUACGGAAUAAUACCUCGAAAAGCAACCAGUACUAGGCCUAAAGCGACUGGAUUUAUAAAACAAUGGCUUUUCUUAAAUGGUUUCGCUUGGGUGGUAUUUUCAAUGCAACAAGAAGCCUUCUAACCAGCCAACAACUCACCAUCUGUUCUCACCGUGGUUUCUUGACAAGUAGUGUCGGCAGAAAUGCUGAAACAGAUAGCACUUCCAACAACAGACCAGCCAAGACUGGCGUGAUGCUGCUGAAUAUGGGAGGCCCUGAGACGGUGGAUGAAGUCCAUGAUUUCUUGCUUCGUCUCUUCCUGGAUAAGGAUCUUAUACCUUUGCCUGCACAAAACCGACUUGCCCCUUUCAUAGCCAAGCGUCGCACUCCCAAGAUUCAAGAACAGUACAAAAAGAUCGGUGGUGGAUCACCCAUCAAAAUGUGGACCAAUAAACAAGGCCAAGCAUUAGUCACACUUCUAGACAAGAUGUCUCCAGAGACAGCACCACACAAGUACUACAUUGGUUUCCGUUACGUGAAGCCACUAACGGAAGACACAGUUGCUGAAAUGGAAAGGGAUGGCAUUGAGAGGGCAGUAGCAUUCACUCAGUACCCACAAUACAGCUGCUCCACUACAGGAAGUAGCCUGAAUGCCAUCUAUAAACAUUAUUCAAAGCAUCCUGAGUUAGCAGCCAAUAGCAAGAUGCGAUGGAGUGUGAUUGACAGAUGGCCCACCCACCCUGGACUUGUCAAGGCCUUCACACAGCUUGUCAAAAAUGAACUAGAAAAGUUUCCUGAAGAUGUCCAGGAUGAUGUGGUCAUAUUAUUUUCGGCUCACUCCUUGCCAAUGAGUGUUGUAAACAGAGGUGACCCCUACCCAGCCGAGGUCGGCGCAACAGUACAGAGGGUCAUGGAAGCACUAGACUUUUCUCACCCCUACAGAUUAGUGUGGCAGUCCCAGGUUGGACCUUUGCCAUGGUUGGGUCCACAGACAGACGCUGCCAUCAAGGGACUCAGCAAGAAUGGACGCAAGAACAUUCUUCUAGUUCCCAUAGCCUUUGUCAACGAUCACAUUGAGACACUUCAUGAACUAGACUUGGAAUAUGCAGAUGAAUUGGCUAAAGAGUGUGGUGUUGAGAACAUCAGGCGUGCCGCAUCACUGAAUGACCAUCCCAUUUUCAUUGAGGCAAUGGCUGAUCUUGUGACACGUCAUCUGGCUUCAGGUAAGACAUGCUCUACGCAGUUACCUUUGAGAUGUCCAGAGUGUGUCAAUGCCGUCUGUGGUAAAACCAAGGAAUUUUUUGCCAAUCAGCAGCUGUAAAUCUGUCCCUUAAAGGUGCAGUUGACAGCGGAAGAAAUGGCCUGGUUCCCAUUUCUGUCCAGUGAUGUAGAUUUUGCAGAUUUUGUUAACAUUUCCGCAACUUGGAAUUUCAAAAGUUCCAAAAAUGAGGUCUUUGGAAAUUUAUUUCCUCCAGAAUUUUGGAUAAAGAUUCAAGUCUGGAUUUUAAUGAUAGUAUAGAAAGUAACUGCCUUAAGGGUUUCUACAGGGUAUAGAGCAGUAGCGUCUCAUUUUGCAACAGUGAAAAGAAUUUUCGAUGUAAUUUUCUUACCAUUUUGUUUGUAGGGUCUAAAAAGCUGAAGAAUUUGCAUUUGCUGUCAUCAAAUUCCUCUAAGAAAUUUUUAUUUUGCAUUUUAGUAGUAAUAGCUAGUAUCUACAUUUAUUUGCAAUUUUUUUUGGAGUUUUUCCUGCUUCUUUUUCAUGUUUGGAAAAGAUUGUUGGGAGAUAUUUGUCACCUAUCACCACAAAAUAAGCAGAACGUCGGAAUUUUCAAAUACUGACAUAGUAGUAUUUUUGAAUUCAGCAGAAAGAGAGCCUUCCAUUGGUAUGUACAUGGAAACUUAGUGUAAGAGUACAAGAUGACAAUGUGACAUUAUUCUGGCAGUUUUAUGGCUUAGUUUCUGACGUUGUUUCAACAUUUCUUAGCAGGCACAAAUAAUUAAUGCUUUCAUCAAAAUUGUGGAAAAAAUUACAUUUUUGAAUAUGUGAUCCUGCAAGAAAAUUGGAAUUAAAUAGAGGGGUUACUCUUUCCAAAUAUUAUAAAACCCCAAAGUGACCUCCACUUCAGAAUUUUACUUUUAACCCCCAAAAUAGGAAAGAGUGGAACGCAACUUAAUGCUCAUUUUGUUGUGUCUGGCUUUAUGCUCAUUUUGUUGUGUCUGGCUUUAUGCUCAUUUUGUUGUGUCUGGCAGACACAACAAAAUGAGUGUAAAGUUGCAUUCCACUCUUUCCUAUCUGGUCACAUUUGGUGGCACUUCUCAGCAUCAUCAAUGAAAUACUUUCAGGUACCAAUCAAUAUGCUUCACCUUACACUGCAAGUUCAAACUUCCUGCUUCUUUAUUGUGAUAAAGCAGCACCUGAGGAAAUAAGUUUACAAAGAUAACUUAAUACGACAAAAAUGGCAUGGUUUACUUUUGUUACAGUUAGUCACAAGCACUUCUACCGACCAUAAUCACAAAAUAGUUGACUGUAUUAAACUGCCAAAUCCUUCAUUACAAGAGCAUUUUUGUGCUUGUAACAUCACAAUAAAUCAUUAGACACUGCUUUAGUAAACAUAAAUAAUACCUCCACUCCCCCCCCCAAAAAGGGGGGCUAGUUUUGUACAUAAAGGUGCUGGAAAAAUGUUAAAUGAUGGACUUCUCUUAUUUAAUUCUGCCAAAAUAAUAACUGGAAGAAUGGGCCAAAAAUAUUGCCAUGAGAUAUUUACCUGUACAGUUUGCCAAUGAUGUCGUCAUCCCUGUGCUCCAUGUAAACAGGGCAACACAGACUGAUAUACAGCGUAUAUUAUCAUUAGUCAUAGGCCAAGGUCGAUAGAGGGAUCCCAAUACAACACUUUUAGCGUUGACCUGUGCACUUCCGCGUUUGAAAACGAGGCUGUAUGUGUCAGCUUCAGUUCUUAAUGCAAUCAGAUGAUUGAAAGUAAGGAGUCAGGACACAAAAUACAUAAAGGAUAGUUAAAUUCAGACUUUUUAGGCUGCAAAAUUUUGUGGAAGAGGCUUUUAGGAUGACUUGACAAGUAAAAUCAAAAGAAAAAAUAGCAACAAUUGACCGCGAACUAACGUACCUGCGAUGGUCGUGUAUCUUGUGCAGU